This is a messenger RNA of Acanthisitta chloris (rifleman), 678 nucleotides long. Its product is annotated as claudin-19-like. Lineage: Eukaryota; Metazoa; Chordata; Aves; Passeriformes; Acanthisittidae. Gene Ontology annotation, molecular function: structural molecule activity. Gene Ontology annotation, biological process: bicellular tight junction assembly; cell adhesion. The record is from RefSeq and is a predicted model, not a curated record. The transcript is spliced from 5 exons. Gene Ontology annotation, cellular component: bicellular tight junction; plasma membrane. Bases 1 to 678 code for a protein of 225 amino acids.
AUGGCAUCAUCUUCUUCACAGAUUUGUGCAUUGCUGAUGGCUUUAGCAGGACUCAGCACUUUACUGUUUGCUACCAUGUCAAACAGGUGGAAAAUUUUGGACACCACCACAGAUGCAGUUACUGCAGAUUGGGUGUCUGAAGGUCUUUGGAUGGACUGUGCAGCAACUGCUGUUGGAUCAGUACAGUGCAAGACGUUUCUCUACAUGUUGAAUUCGGACACUCACGUUCAGGCAUGCCGUGCCUUGAUGAUUGCUUCCAUCCUUUUGGGAUUCCUAGGUGCAGUACUCUCACUGCUUGGUUUGAAGUGCACAAACAUUGGGUCGAGCGAUGAAGAUGCAAAAAUGAAGUUUGCUGUCACAGGAGGAUUUCUUUUUAUUUUAGGAGGUCUGUGCUCCAUGGUGGCUGUCUCGUGGUAUGCUGCGAUGGUUACUGCUCAGUUUUUUGACCCAUUGUACGCUGGGACCAAAUAUGAACUAGGAGAAGCUCUGUACUUAGGUUGGGCUGGAUCAGUUCUUUAUAUGGUUGGUGGGAUCUUACUGACCUGUGCAUGCAAAGGAAAGGAAAAACAGAAUUACAGUGUCAACAAAUAUGGAUAUUCAGCAGGCCAGGCAGCUCUUCAGCCACACACGUACCCCAGGACCUCUGAGACAGUCAUCAGCAACAAGGAGUAUGUCUAA